This is a messenger RNA of Prorocentrum cordatum, 806 nucleotides long. Lineage: Eukaryota; Dinophyceae; Prorocentrales; Prorocentraceae. The record is from the annotation of a GenBank genome assembly.
CUUUCGGAGUCUCAGUAGUUUUGAUUCACCAUCGUGAUAGCUUCGUAUAGCUGCCGAUACCGAAUAGCUCCACAUAGCUUAGUUGCGAUCGCACCCGAUCCAAACUAUGCUUGGAAUAAUGGCACCGCUGUGCGCAGUCGGGCUUGUGGCUACUGGCGCUGAGCACGUGGAUCUGCAGCUCGUGCAGACGCGCACGGCCAGUUUCUUGCGUGGCAGUAGGAUCUGGCAGGGACGCCAUACCUCUACCCAGGGAGACGAGUGCUACGAGAAGGUGUUGUGGGCGAUGCGGACGGGCACCAAACAACACCCAGCGUGGUAUCUCCCCCUGACGAGUCAUUCCAGCUUCGAGGACUUCCAGCAGCACCUGCACGCCGUGGACAGGCUCUCUGACGUGUGUCCCAGGCCAUGUGCAGCGGCGCAGUCGGAGGAGCGACCGACGGAGCAGUUGCCCGCGCCGAUCCCUACAGCACAGCAUGUUGGAACUCCAAUGCCAACAGAAUUCCAAUUGCAACUCGUAUGGGACUAGUAGCACGCACGUAAGUAUGGCUUCUGAGCCGUCGAGGCCUACCCUCCGGUUUUUCCGCCAUGAAGAGUCAUCUCCGCCAGGCGUGUUCAAUAACGCGACCUGAUGCUUUUGCUACAUGCGCGCACGCGCGCAGCGGGAGCAGCACGUCGAUUGGACGUACCUGUUUCCGCCGUGGGCCAGCUCCACUAGCAAAAAAACACUGGGAGAACUCCGCGUAGCGCGUCACUCCGCCGGGCCCCCAGCAGCCCUCGAACGCGGCGACAGUUUCGCAGGUCGCAGC